Messenger RNA from Astyanax mexicanus (Mexican tetra), 1205 nucleotides. RefSeq names its product epithelial cell adhesion molecule. The transcript has 9 exons. The coding region runs from base 76 to 957 and encodes 293 amino acids. The record is from RefSeq and is a predicted model, not a curated record. Lineage: Eukaryota; Metazoa; Chordata; Actinopteri; Characiformes; Acestrorhamphidae. Gene Ontology annotation, cellular component: membrane.
ACUGUUGGUUUUCCUUGUGAACACUCAGAGUGUUAUAGUGUAGUGGUCAGUACGCUGCUCUCUCUCCUCACAAACAUGACUUCGUUUGGAAACCUGUUGAUUUUUCUGUUCUUUUUUGUGGAAAGAUCACUUGCUUGUUCCUGUGGCUUUUUAAGCUGGGCAACAUGCGAUGAAUCUUCAUGCCAGUGUUAUAUCAGUAUUGGUGAAGGGCAGAGGCAAAUCAUUAAUUGUACUGCAGAGAUUCCAAAAUGCUUUCUGAUGAAGGCAGAGAUGUACCGCCUUCACCAUUCUUUAUUCCAGCAGAACAAACCCAUAGAAUCAGCUCUGUCUGCUGGGAAUGAGCUUUAUGAUCCAGAAUGUGACUCCAGUGGACUCUUCAAGGCCAGGCAGUGUAAUAACAGUGAUGUGUGCUGGUGUGUCGACAGUGCAGGAGUGUGCAUCUCUGACAAGAGUGAUAAAAACCUGAAGUGUGAGGAACUGGUGGAGAUGAGCUCAGGACAUGACCAGAUAAAGCUCAGGAAGAUCGGUAAAGCCCUGGAUCCCUCCGGGCUGCAGAGUGUUAUAGCCAGUGCCAUUCAGGACCAAGCACAGGUCAGCAAAAUCAAGGUUAAGUAUGAUAUUGAUGCUCGACUCAUCACUCUGGAUUUGAAGAAUGAUAUUGGAGAUCAUACACAGGACCUGUCUGGAUUGGGCUAUUACCUGGAGAAAGAUGUUGAUGAAGUGAUUGAGGGAACAGGUGAAAAGCUGGAGAUGGAGAACAUUGUGGUUUAUUAUGAGGAAGAAGAGGAGGAGGAAGCACCUGCUGACGAUGUAAAGAGGCUCACGUUUGGAAUCCUCACAGUCACUGUCGUAGCCAUACUAGCAGCUGCUGUCGGGCUUAUUAUUCUGUUCCUGAUCAGAAAACAACAGCGAGGCAAAUAUGAAAAGGCUCAGACAAGUGAAAUGGAGGACGUUUAGAUAUUGAGCUGAACUUCAGGUGUGUGGAACCUGGAACCCCUGACUACAUAUUUAAACUGUUUGUGUGGAUUGAGAUCAUCAGAUUUUACUCUUUAUAUUGUUUAUAUUAUAUGUCUGUAAUAAAUAUAGAUAAAUAUAAUAUAAUAAUCUGUAUUAACUUAUACAAAAUUGUAGAAGAACAUGAGGUAUUUUUUUUUAGUAAAUACUUAGAUAUGCUAUAGUAUACUCAAGUUUAUCCUAUAUAGCUC